GUGUUGUUGCGGUGGCGGGUUGUAUCGUAAUGGCGAUGCAGGGCCCUUACGACCAGGAAACCAAGAGAUACGUCGACGUCCGGCCCCAGUAUCCCGACCAGUGGUUCUCCAAGCUCUCUGCUUUGACCUCCCGCCAUGCCUUGGCUUGGGAUGUCGGCACCGGCAACGGCCAAGCGGCCGUAGCGGUCGCAGAGCAUUAUGAGCGAGUGGUUGCAACCGACGUAAGCGAACCCAUGCUGAAGCAGGGGAUCCCGCACCCUCGAGUUCAGUACCUACACACGCCAUCAUCCUUGUCCGAAGACGAAACAGUGGCAAUGCUCGGGGGCGAGAACUCCGUUGAUCUGAUCACGGUUGCCACUGCCAUCCAUUGGUUUGACAUCCCAAAGUUCUACUCUGUUGCCAAACGGGUCCUCCGCAAGCCUGGGGGCGUGAUCGCUGUUUGGACCUACACCGACUUAAUCGGAAUCAAUCCCGAAGUUGAACAGGUGUCAAGACGUCUGCGCGAAGCCUGCAAGUCAUAUUGGAAGCCAGGAGUGCAGUACGUGUUCGAAGAGUAUCGGAACCUUCCGUUUCCGUUUGAGAGCGUAGGUCUAGGUUGUGAAGGACAACCCGUUCAGCUAGAUAUGCCGAGGGAAAUGAGUUUUGAGUCGUUUCUGAGUUGUCAGAGGACCUCGUCGGCAUUAGCGAGGGCCAAGCAGAAUGGUGUGGACCUGUUGACUGAUGAUGUUAUGAAAGAGUUUGAGACCGCUUGGGGCGGAUCUGAUUUGGUCAGAACUGUUAAUUACAAGGUUUUUAUGCUCGCCGGGACCGUGAAAGCUUGAAUGAUCUUUGUUUCUCAGUGCUCAGGGGAGCUCGUUACUGAUGAAACCUUCCUAGAUUACAGCUCCAUUUAACUAAUUUAGCAACACUUCAGUGAGAAUAAUGUUCCAGAGUUCGGGAAUGUGCAUCAGCAGCAGGAUGUCCUUGUAGAUGCU
Messenger RNA from Rhodamnia argentea, 974 nucleotides. RefSeq names its product putative methyltransferase DDB_G0268948. Gene Ontology annotation, molecular function: S-adenosylmethionine-dependent methyltransferase activity. The transcript is spliced from 3 exons. The record is from RefSeq and is a predicted model, not a curated record. Bases 30 to 821 code for a protein of 263 amino acids. NCBI's taxonomy places the organism in Eukaryota, Viridiplantae, Streptophyta, Magnoliopsida, Myrtales, Myrtaceae.